Molecule: messenger RNA, 672 nt
Organism: Mustela lutreola (European mink)
Lineage: Eukaryota; Metazoa; Chordata; Mammalia; Carnivora; Mustelidae
Gene: WFDC5
Product: WAP four-disulfide core domain 5
Exons: 6
Coding region: 1-672 (223 amino acids)
Cellular component (GO): extracellular region
Molecular function (GO): peptidase inhibitor activity
Source: RefSeq, a predicted model, not a curated record
AUGAGGGCCUGGAGCCUUCUCCUCCUGGUGGGCCUCCUGGCUUUGGGGAGCCAGCUGCCUGCUGCCUCCGCCAGGAAGAAGGGAGAGAAAUUUGGGGGCUGCCCACCGGACGAUGGACCCUGUCCCCUCUCGGUGCCUGACCACUGCAUGGAUGAUAGCCAGUGUCCCUCAAGGAUGAAGUGUUGCUACAAAGCAUGCUUCCGCCAGUGUGUCCCCAUGGUCUCCGUGAAGCGGGGCAACUGCCCGGAGGACCGCCUGCGCUGCCUCAGCCCCAUACAGCACCUGUGUAACAAGGACUCAGACUGCAGGGGCUCCAGUCGGUGCUGCCUCGGGGCCUGUGGCCGAGACUGUCGCAACCCCGUCCAAGGGAUAAGUGACCUGAAGCAGAGUACCUGGCACAUUGCAAGGACGCAGUUUUACGGAAGCGAUCGAUGUGGCCUCCGCUGCGGGGGACAGAGGAAGACAGAGAAGGACGGGGCGGCGGGGCCUCCGGCAGCAGCGACGCUCCGCGGGGCAGCAGGAGCAGAGACGAGCCCGGCCGCCCAGCGGACCCCCUCCGGCCUCCGCGGCUUCGCUUUCCGAACAGACGCGCCCGGCGGCGAGGGGCCUCGCAGGCGGGAGCCCUGUGGGGCGGCCAAGCUCUGGGAUCCGUCCUGUUGGUUCAUCCGCUAA